This is a messenger RNA of Boleophthalmus pectinirostris (great blue-spotted mudskipper), 701 nucleotides long. Its product is annotated as protein SPO16 homolog. NCBI's taxonomy places the organism in Eukaryota, Metazoa, Chordata, Actinopteri, Gobiiformes, Gobiidae. Gene Ontology annotation, cellular component: chromosome. Bases 71 to 589 code for a protein of 172 amino acids. The transcript has 5 exons. Gene Ontology annotation, biological process: synaptonemal complex assembly; reciprocal meiotic recombination. The record is from RefSeq and is a predicted model, not a curated record.
GGGAAUUUAUCAGUUUUACUUAUUAUAUUUUUGCUGCUAGUUUAUUGAAAUUAAUUGAUGUAUAUUUAAAAUGGCCACACCACAUAAUCAAGAAAAUGUGACUCAGUGGAAGACAACUAUAAUAGUCAGCAAUUCUCUGGAGAACCACGACACUAUUAAAAUGCUCAGAGCUGAACAACAUCGCAUCAGAUUCACAAACAGUGUCGAGAAUGGGGCUUUUAUUUUCCCUCUCUCAGGGACGGCAUUUCUGUUGGUUGACCCCCAAGACCCACAGCAUCAGGAGUCUGCUUUGGUUGAGAAUCUGAAUAAAUUUGUUGAAGUCCAUCGCAACUGCUUUGUGCUCCUUUACGCCCCUUUCAACGGACCCAAAGAGAUGGAAACACUCUCACUGAUCCAAAACAGUUUCUUUGGGAGUAACUUGCGGAUUCUUCCUGUGAGAAACAAUGCAAAUAUAGUCAAAGGAAUGCUUACAAUUGCCAAGGUGACUAGUAAACCUCACGUGGACAACAUUCGAGACCGGCUGGCCCUGGCCCGCAGCCGUAUCAUAGAGAACAGCCCAGUCUGGGAGAUGCUCAGAGACCUGUUAUAAAACACUAAUAAUCCCCUGAAUGUUAUUUUAGAGUCAGUUCAUAGACUAUGUCAGUUGUGGUGUUCAUUUUAGUGCAAAUAACACAUUCUAUUAAAAAAAAAAAAGUUUGUCA